Schistocerca americana (American grasshopper) is the source of this 1143-nucleotide messenger RNA. RefSeq names its product sodium channel protein Nach-like. Gene Ontology annotation, biological process: sodium ion transmembrane transport. The record is from RefSeq and is a predicted model, not a curated record. The coding region runs from base 1 to 1143 and encodes 380 amino acids. Gene Ontology annotation, cellular component: membrane. The transcript has 7 exons. Lineage: Eukaryota; Metazoa; Arthropoda; Insecta; Orthoptera; Acrididae. Gene Ontology annotation, molecular function: ligand-gated sodium channel activity.
AUGGCUGUGUUCCAGCAGUUCUGCCUCAACACGUCCCAGCACGGCUACAAGUACAUUGCUCUGCCCGACCGUGUCUUCGUGGAAAGAUUGCUGUGGGCGACGGCAGUGGCGGCAGCGCUGGUGACAUCUGUGAGCCUGGUGUGGCUGGCACUGCAGCAGCACAACUCGCGACCCACGCUAAUCGACAUCGAGACGUCGCACUACCCCGUGUGGAACUUCCCAUUUCCUGCUGUCACCAUCUGUCCCACAAACAAGGUGCACAAAGGCCAGCUGCGCAACCUCCUCAGCGAGUGGAGGAUCCCUAACGGCACGAGCCGGGAGCAGCUGCGGCGCGACGCAGCCUACGUGCCGGCGCUGCUGGGCAGGAUGGUGGGCACGCAGGGGGCGCUGGCCAGGCUCGCCGCCGCCGUCUCUGCCAACAACCUCACCGUCGCCGACUUCAUGCAAAAGGUAGCCCCGCAAUGCGAUCAGGUGGUGAUCAAGUGCCAGUUCAAAGGUCUCCAGCGACACUGCCAGAAGCUCUUCAAGACCGUGCUCACCGAAUGUGGCGUCUGCUGCAGCUUCAACUACAGGGCCGCCCGUUCCGCUAUGCAACAAAGAAACAGUGCAGACAAUCUAAACGACGUUGUCAGGAUGAGCGCUUGCGGGCGCCAAAUGGGCUUGUCCAUGCUGAUAAAAGACGACCGCAAUGAUUAUGUUACCACAACGGAGGCAUCACAUGGUGUUAAGGUGCUAGUGCACGACGCGCUGAACGUGCCGGCGGAGACGAGCGCGGCGUGGCUGGCGUCCCCCGGGCAGGAGGUGCUGCUGUCGCUGCAGCCGCAGCUGAUGUACGCGACGCAGGCCGCGCAGCUCGAGCGGCCGGGCCGCCGCGGCUGCCUGCUGCGCGAGGAGCGGCCGCUCGACUUGGAACGCGCCUACUCCAGCCACAACUGCCGCCACGACUGUCGCAACAACCGCACCUGGCAGCUCUGCGCCUGCCUGCCCUUCCACGUCUACGACACUGACACUGAGGAACUGGAGGCGGAGCAGGGUGAGAGCUGCAGCUGCGCCCCGGAAUGCUCCUCAGUGGAGUAUCUCGCCGAGGCGUCCACUGGCAUCCUGAGGGCCGCUCGCUACCCAGCUUCCGAUCACCUCAUGUGA